AUGACAUAUGACAUAAAUCAGUUUACGACGCAACGUGGAACACGAAAUUUACUUAAAGCCAUGAAGCUAAUCACAAAUUUAAGUGAAAUACCUGAGUUAAAUCAACCAAAUGUUCACAUCAAGAAUAGGGAUGGGCUAUUGGAAAAAAUUAACAGAGUUCUUCGGGAUGGACAUAGCAAGCUUCAAAUUGUUACUGAUUUUGACCACACAUUAACGAGGAAUCAACUGGAUAACGGGAAAACAGUUCUGACAAGUUUUGGUAUGCUUAAAGAUUGUCCAUCCAUACCGCAAUAUUAUAAAGAUGAGGACAACAGGCUGGCCAGCAUUUAUAAACCAAUUGAGGUUGACCAUAUUAUGACAAAGGAAGAGAAAACCAAACAUAUGAUUGACUGGUAUGUUGCGGCUCAUGAGUUGCUUAUAGGUAUGACGUUUCCUCGGGAAGAGCUAAUGGAAAUUAGUCGCAAAAUGGUGGAUUGUUUUAGAAUUGGCGUGGACGAGCUCAUUGCAUGGAGCAAAGCGCACUGCAUUCCUGUUCUAGUCUUCUCUGCUGGACUCGGAGAGUGUGUGGUGGCUGCGCUAGAGGCAGCCAACUUCCUUUUACCUAAUGUCAAGGUGAUAUCUAAUUUCUUGGCCCAAGACGAGAGCGGAACCAUAACGGGCAUUAAGGGUGAAGUGAUCCACACCUACAACAAAAACGAGGCCGCUAUCAAGAACACGGAGUAUUACGACAUGGUGCGAGAGAGAAACAACGUCCUUCUGUUGGGAGACAACAUCGGCGACGCGGCCAUGGCGGAGGGCAUGGACCACUGCGACGUCGUCAUCAAGGUCGGGUUCCUCGGGAGGAACGUGGACGGAAACCUGCAAAACUACCUCAACACCUUCGACAUAGUCCUCGUCAACGACAACACCGUGGACGCCGUGAACGCCAUUUUGAAACUGAUGCUGUGA
Molecule: messenger RNA, 948 nt
Organism: Leptosia nina
Lineage: Eukaryota; Metazoa; Arthropoda; Insecta; Lepidoptera; Pieridae
Source: the annotation of a GenBank genome assembly